GGAAGAAGGAAAUCAACUUUGUUCCGUGCGCUUGUAAUUUUUCAAAACUAUGUCAAAAAUCAAAUCGCACACGCAUCUGGCUGUUGUCGCUAUACCAUUUAAUGGAUCGCAAGUUAGGUUAUAUCAGAGCAUCGUUGUUAUUAGCUACAUGCUUUCUUUUACAUUGUUCAGACGUUCCAAAAUGUGAAACGGGCUUCAAGAAUUGUUGUCCAGAUUACAAAUGGAAUGUUGAAAGUCAACGUUGCGAAAAAUGUUUGCCGGGAUACCUUGGAAUCAACUGUAGUAUAAUGUGUCCCUAUCCUUAUUAUGGAGAAGGAUGUCAGGAAGAGUGUGACUGUGAGAGGGACUUGUGUAAUGUUUCCGUCGGUUGUAAGGACGUAACAACAGAGGAUUCUGAUGAAGAAGCCACCCCUUGUACAACAGAAACACAACCAGUCGCGAUACACCGAACCACUCAUUCUUCUGUAGACAGAACUACGAAGAAAUUGAACCCAGAAACAAGAAAUUCGGAGUCUCUCAACAUCAAUGAUGUUCUGCUUGUCCUUAUACUGGUGUUUGGUUCUGUGGAUUUUAUUCUAUGCUGUACUUACUUGGCUGUUGGGUUUUAUGAACGGAGGCAUACUGCAGCAGCACAUGUACACGAGAUUAGCGACACAACCGGAGAUUAUCGUGGAAACGAUACAUCGUACGAAAAUGUCGAGAUUAAUCUGCCAUCGACUUCAGGUGUAGGCGUGCGGGUCUCAAGCUCUGCAAUGCCAAUACUAGAACGUGCAUGUGACAUUUAGAUCCACAUACCCAAAGCCACCCCUUUGCAAUGUGCGAAACAAUAUUUUCCAUGUAAUUACAUUGAUUAAUUUAUAUAUCUAUUGUAUCUUAUUUGCAAUUUCAAUAGUAAUAUUUCGCUUUACAUGUAAUUAAACUCUUAAAUUACACUAGUUCAUUGCAU
Molecule: messenger RNA, 946 nt
Organism: Ostrea edulis (European flat oyster)
Lineage: Eukaryota; Metazoa; Mollusca; Bivalvia; Ostreida; Ostreidae
Product: protein draper-like
Exons: 4
Coding region: 102-785 (227 amino acids)
Source: RefSeq, a predicted model, not a curated record